AUGGCUUCUGGCAUCAACUCCACGAAAUCGCCUCAUCAACUUAGAUUCCACGACACCGCCUACUGCAUCAGAGUUAGUGCCCAUAUAUUCUUGUGGGUCUCAGGAAAACCUUGUAUCCUUCUUAUUCAACGCGCUCUUUGCGAUAGCGAACCUGGAUUUUGGAAGGUACCCGCUGGGAGUUGCGAAGAACAGGACAAAACACCACGAGAUGCUCUAGAGCGAGAGGUUCGGGAAGAGACUGGCCUGCAACUGUCCCGAGUCAUUCACGCUCUCCCGAUUCAGACCUGGACGCGAUCUAAGGAAGGCGAACAGCACGAAUGGGUUGGCCUUCCAUACAUCAUUGAGGUCUCCGAGCUCGAACAUUCCAUAUCCCACGAAAAUAGGCAAGGGGUGUCAGGGCGAGCACUAAAAUGCAAGGACGUAAUACAACUGAAUCCUAGGGAGCACCAAGAUUUUGCAUGGGCAACAGAGGAUGAGGUGCGACGCGACAUGUAUAAAUUGUUUGGAAACGACAAGGAGACUAUCUUUGAGGCUUUUGCAACAGUGACACAGAACUGCUCAGUCUAA
Aspergillus oryzae RIB40 is the source of this 567-nucleotide messenger RNA. Its product is annotated as NUDIX hydrolase. The record is from RefSeq and is a predicted model, not a curated record. Lineage: Eukaryota; Fungi; Ascomycota; Eurotiomycetes; Eurotiales; Aspergillaceae. The transcript has 2 exons. Bases 1 to 567 code for a protein of 188 amino acids.